AUGGAGCCCCAAAUAACACCAAAUACGUUCUGCACGUAUACCGGGCGCCCGAAAGAUGCUACGACGACGGUUUUCUUCAUUUCCGGGAACCCGGGACUAAUUGGUUACUACCACCCGUUCUUGUCUUUGUUAGGAGAGUAUCUGGCCAAUUCGGGAGAUCGGUCAAGUACACAGCAUGUCUUGAAGAAGACAGACUCGUCUAUUCAGAUUUACGGAUGCAGUCUCGGUGGAUUCGAGGUUCAAUCUCAGAAUGCCUCACCGACUAUGACGACCGGGGAUGCCUAUCCAGAUAGGAGGUCCACGUUAUACGAUUUGGAAGAUCAGAUUGUUUUCGUCCAUGAUAAACUCAACACGCUCAUGAGUCAGAAUGCUUCUUCUGCCAAUGAUCCAUCCGAAUCUUCAGCUAGACGGAAAGUCAUCCUUAUCGGCCAUUCCGUGGGCGCAUACAUCGCGAUGGAAGUCCUACGACGACACCGCGAAGUCAACCCCGUACAAGCAGAUAAUGGAUAUACAGUCGACUUCGACAUUAUCGGCGGUGUGAUGCUUUUUCCAACGGUGAAGGAUAUCGCGCAUUCGCCCUCGGGACAGAAAUUGACGACUCUUUUAUCGUUUAUACCACAUCUAGCGCUGGUAGUCAGCUUCUUCGCUCGCAUAUUAACCACACUCCUACCAACACCAGCCUUAAAGGCCUUGGUUAAACUAGUAAUGCAUAAUCCACCAGCCCACGCCUUGGACACUACGACCUCCUUCUUGAAAAGUGCAGGUGGCGUGCGACAAGCUCUACACAUGGCCGCGGAUGAAAUGCGAACAAUUACAUCCGACAAAUGGACAGAUGAUAUCUGGGGUGUGACGCAUGCGCGUGAACCGCUUACAAGGCUGUUUUUCUACUUUGGUCGGAAUGAUCAUUGGGUUGCUGAGAAGACGAGGGAUGAGAUUGUUGCUGUUAGGGGGUGUAAGAAUGCUGAUAGUGAGGGGGAGGGAUUGGGACCGAGGAUGUUUGUUUGUGAGGAGGGGUUGCCGCAUGCUUUUUGUUUGAAGCAUGGUGAUGUUAUGGCUCGGAAGGUUGCGAGGAUGAUUCGGGAGAUUGGGAGUGCUUGA
Messenger RNA from Penicillium cataractarum, 1098 nucleotides. Its product is annotated as bifunctional triacylglycerol lipase/ester hydrolase. The transcript is spliced from 4 exons. The record is from RefSeq and is a predicted model, not a curated record. Gene Ontology annotation, molecular function: lipase activity. Lineage: Eukaryota; Fungi; Ascomycota; Eurotiomycetes; Eurotiales; Aspergillaceae. Bases 1 to 1098 code for a protein of 365 amino acids. Gene Ontology annotation, biological process: lipid storage. Gene Ontology annotation, cellular component: lipid droplet.